Molecule: messenger RNA, 627 nt
Organism: Dibothriocephalus latus
Lineage: Eukaryota; Metazoa; Platyhelminthes; Cestoda; Diphyllobothriidea; Diphyllobothriidae
Source: the annotation of a GenBank genome assembly
GACGCGGAAUCCAGGCAGAAGAGUGAACUGGAAAAGAAGGGAGAGGAGAUUCAAUAUCUGCUAGAUGCAGUAAAUAAUUUGGAAAGGAGUCGACUUGAUGACAGAGACAAGUUACUCGACUCCGAGAAGCGAUGUCUACAGACGGUGAAGGAACUCGAAUCCUCCAAAAGAUCUAUGCGCCAAAUGGAGUGCGAAGUGAGUCGCCUGCGAGCUGCCCAGGUAGAUAGCGAAGAGGAUAUUGCUCAGCUGACUGAACUUAAACGAAAUUUGGAGAAGGAAAUUGAAGAAAUGCGGGCGAGCAGACAACUGGACGACCAGUUUGCAAAGAAGGUGGAACAGUUGUCUGCAACCUCGGACAAAAUCACUUUCGAUUUAUUCCGUAAAAAUGAGGCCUACAAUGCCAUUCAGGAGGUAGUGGCAUCUGUUAAGAAGGACUUCCAGGUUUACGAUAAAAGAGGAACCUUCCUCGACAGAAAAUUGAUAAUUACCCUGGAUGAAUUGCCUCCUCUUCUUCAGGAGUCAACUUCAACCGAUAGUUUUCCAAUUGCGACUGUAAAAAUUACUCAGAGCCGUAGGUCUGCGUGUGGUUUCAUCAUCAAUGGUCCUGUUUGCAAACAAGUGGCCUAG